Messenger RNA from Copidosoma floridanum, 780 nucleotides. Its product is annotated as copper homeostasis protein cutC homolog. NCBI's taxonomy places the organism in Eukaryota, Metazoa, Arthropoda, Insecta, Hymenoptera, Encyrtidae. Gene Ontology annotation, molecular function: copper ion binding. The record is from RefSeq and is a predicted model, not a curated record.
AUGUCUUCAAAUUCGAAAAGAGGCAAAGUCGCCACAUCGCGAUCAUUGAGGUCGAAAAAAAGAAAGUUUCACGACAAUCCGUCCACGGAUAAAAGCAGUACAGCUGUGGAAGAAAGAUUAUCAUCUCACGAUUUGCCGAUAUUGGAAAUAUGUGUUGAUAGUAUUACGUCAAUCAGAAACGCAAUAGAUGGUGGAGCUAAUCGUUUAGAGCUAUGCAGUGCCUUGUCAGAAGGUGGCCUCACUCCAAGUCUCGGUUUGCUGACGAUGGCCAAACGCAUUUCAUCCGUCCCAAUUUUUGCAAUGCUACGCGUUAGAGGUGGAAACUUUGUUUACACGCAAGAAGAAAUCGACGCUAUGCUGAUCGAUCUGCACGAGUUCAAAGGUGCUGGUGUCGAUGGUUUUGUUUUUGGAGCUCUGACGAGUGACAACCUGUUGGACGUAGUUUUGUGCCGUAAAAUAGUCGAAGCAGCCGGUCCACUACCGGUCACUUUUCAUCGAGCCUUCGACGAAGUGGUCGAUCCGAUUUUAGCCAUGGAAAACCUUAUAAAGCUCGGAUUUAAGAGGAUUUUGACAUCAGGUCAGAAAAAUUCGGCAAUCGAGGGCUCCGAUCUCAUUAAAACAUUGGUGGACCGGUCGGACGGUAAAAUAAUCGUGAUGCCUGGCGCUGGUCUGACGAGCGAAAAUAUUGCCGGUUUAAGGGAUCAGACAUCAGCUGUGGAGUUUCACGGAUCGGCUAAAAAAGUGGAAAAUACUGGCAGUGGUGUGGCCCACGANUGGUAG